Tripterygium wilfordii is the source of this 1425-nucleotide messenger RNA. Its product is annotated as solute carrier family 25 member 44-like. The record is from RefSeq and is a predicted model, not a curated record. Gene Ontology annotation, biological process: transmembrane transport. NCBI's taxonomy places the organism in Eukaryota, Viridiplantae, Streptophyta, Magnoliopsida, Celastrales, Celastraceae. The transcript is spliced from 6 exons. Bases 190 to 1167 code for a protein of 325 amino acids.
AAUGACGAGUUAUCGCGAUCAACACGUCGGCUCCGAGUAACCUGAAACGCGAGUCGGCGUAAGAAAAGUCUCCUCGCCAUUUCAGUUCGGAGUCCCUAAAACGAUAAAGGUCUCCAAAGAUCCAUCGAUGUCUGAAAGAUAAUGCAUUCUUGAAUCUUGAAACGGGUGUUUCAAUUCAAGACCUAGUCCAUGGUGAUGGAGACGCCUAGUUCACGAGUUCAGUCAUUCGGCCUGGCCGAGAUUAAUUGGGACAGGCUCGAUAAGACUAAGUUCUAUGCUUUGGGUGCCGGAAUCUUUACUGGCGUUACAACAACUUUGUACCCAGUCUCUGUUGUUAAAACCAGGCUUCAGGUUGCUUCAAAGGACACAGCUGAACGAAGUGCAUAUUCUGUCAUUAGAGGCAUACUGAGAACAGAUGGGAUUUCUGGUCUCUAUAGAGGCUUUGGCACGGUCAUCACUGGUGCAAUUCCUGCCAGAACUAUUUUUCUCACUACUUUGGAGACUACAAAAGUGGCGGCUUUUAAGCUGGUGAAACCAUUCAAAUUAUCUGAUACUACCGAGUCAGCCAUAGCAAACGGUAUUGCUGGCAUGGCAGCAUCAUUAUCUUCUCAAGCUGUGUUUGUUCCGAUUGAUGUGAUUAGCCAAAAACUAAUGGUGCAAGGAUAUGCGGGCCAUGCAAAGUAUAGUGGAGGUCUGGAUGUUGCUCGUAAGAUUAUAAAGGCUGAUGGCAUCCGAGGAUUAUACAGGGGCUUUGGUCUAUCUGUUGUGACUUAUUCCCCUUCUAGUGCUGUAUGGUGGGCAAGUUAUGGUUCAAGCCAAACCCUGGUCUGGAGUCUUCUGGGCCAUGGUGCUGACCUUGAGAAACAUCCUCCCAGCCAGUGGAAAAUAGUGCUAGUUCAAGCAACUGGAGGAAUUAUUGCUGGUGCAACUGCAUCCUCCAUAACCACCCCUUUGGACACCAUUAAGACUCGCUUACAGGUGAUGGGGCAUGAGAAGAGACAUUCUGUAAGACAAGUUGUUAAAAAUUUGAUUGCAGAUGAUGGUUGGAUGGGUUUAUACAAAGGGUUGGGUCCAAGAUUUUUCAGCAUGUCAGCAUGGGGCACCUCAAUGAUUCUAUCAUAUGAAUAUUUGAAGCGCUUGUGUGUUAAAGAUGAGUUGAUGACUUGAUGUGAUGCUAGUCCCCCACAACUGCUGGUUUUUGCUUCUUGGAUUUUGGAGAUUUCGGUCUGGAGCUGACUGGAUUUCAGUUUACCUUGGAAGACGUGGUUGCAGCAAGUAUGCAUUAGAAUUCAGAAUGAUUAUUUAGCAUCUCUUACUCAAGACACAACUUUGAUAUUGUGCGAUCAGUUGCAUUCCUUGAGUUGGAGCCAACCUGUGAUCACUGCGAUUGAAUUACACUAUAAUAAUUGAGGACUUGUUGGACGA